Molecule: messenger RNA, 1751 nt
Organism: Lolium rigidum
Lineage: Eukaryota; Viridiplantae; Streptophyta; Magnoliopsida; Poales; Poaceae
Product: PAP-specific phosphatase HAL2-like
Exons: 4
Coding region: 1-1356 (451 amino acids)
Biological process (GO): sulfate assimilation; phosphatidylinositol phosphate biosynthetic process
Molecular function (GO): 3'(2'),5'-bisphosphate nucleotidase activity
Source: RefSeq, a predicted model, not a curated record
AUGGGCAGCCUCCGCCUCUCCACCUGGUCCUCCUCCUCCGCCGCCGCGCGGGGCUUCCCGCCGUCCCCCUCGGGCCGCCGCGGGCGACCCAGCCGCUGCGCCCCGUCGUCCCCGGCGUCGGCGCCGCCGGCUCUAGGCCGGCUCCAGAUGGGCACGGACCACGCGUGGCAGUGGGACUGCCGCGGCGGCGGCCUCGGAGGGGGAGGGGGCCGGAGGGACUACGCCAAGGAGAUGGAGGCGGCGGUGCGCGUCGUGCAGGUGGCCUGCACGCUCUGCCAGCGCGUGCAGGACUCCUUCCUCCUCGCCGACACCGGCUCCGGCGGCAGCGUCCACUCUAAGCUCGACCGCUCUCCGGUCACCGUCGCAGAUUGGGGCGUGCAAGCAACAGUAAGCUGGCUACUCUCUGACUGCUUUCGUGAUGAAAAUGUGUCGAUCGUGGCAGAGGAAGAUGAUAAGACACUAUCUAGUAGCGACGGCACAGCUUUACUUGAGUCUGUUGUCGCUGCUGUCAAUGGUUGUCUGGUUGAAGCUCCAAAGUAUGGGCUGAGAUCCCCGGAGAAAGACCUCAGGGCUCAUGAUGUUCUCCAAGCUAUACGGAAGUGCAGCUCCACCGGUGGUCCAAAAGGAAGAUUCUGGGUGCUUGAUCCUGUGGAUGGCACGCUUGGUUUCGUGCGUGGGGACCAGUACGCUAUUGCUCUUGCCUUAAUUGAAGAUGGUGAAGUUGUACUAGGUGUUCUUGGGUGCCCAAACUAUCCAAUGAAGAAGGAAUGGCUCAACUAUCACCAGCGGUACUACAGGUUGAUGUCUAAGGUUGCUCCCCCUACAUCUGGAUCCUGGAACAAGGGUUGUGUGAUGUAUGCUCACAAAGGGUGUGGCCAAGCUUGGAUGCAGCCACUGGUUCAUGACUUUGGCAUGCUUAAUUGGCAUAACUCAAGGGAGAUUCAGGUUUCAUCUGUCAGUGAUCCAGUUUCAGCAACAUUCUGUGAACCUGUUGAGAAGGCCAACUCAAGCCAUUCCUUCACUGCAGGACUUGCUCAUAGUGUAGGCUUAAGAAACCGGCCUCUGCGUGUGUAUAGCAUGGUAAAGUAUGCUGCAAUAGCACGAGGUGAUGCAGAAAUCUUCAUGAAAUUCGCUAGAUCUGGAUACAAGGAGAAGAUAUGGGAUCAUGCCGCAGGGGUUGUCAUCAUUCAAGAGGCUGGCGGAGUGGUCACAGAUGCUGGAGGUCGCCCAUUGGACUUCUCCAGGGGUGUUUACUUGGAGGGUUUGGAUAGAGGCAUAAUAGCUUGUUCUGGAGCAUUGCUUCAUCGGAGAAUUUUGGGAGCUGUUGAUGCAAGUUGGAACUCAUCAACAUUGUAAUGGAAGCAACAGAAAACCAUUAUCAGUCAGAUGGCCUGACAUUGGUCAUAGCAUCCAAGAUUAACUCAAUUCAUAUAGAUUUAGGUACCGGAAGAAUUUUUCGUCAGUGCUGAUAGCAGCAUGUCUGCUUAUAAAGAAGUUGUGGCAUGAGAUCGACGAUACUGGUAUUUGUCCGUCGCGAAUGUUUAGUAGUAGCUGUUUUGCUGGUUUGUGUCAUGCCCUUUUCCCUUUGGCAUAACUUGUAAGCUCAUCGGGCUGAUGACACGUUGAUAAAAUCAGUCAUGAGGAAUUGCUCAGCACCAUUCGUUGAGCAUGACAACUCGAAUCUCUAUACUUCUGACUGAAUGAUCAUGUGAUGUAUUAUCUGCAAAUUUGUCCUUUAUAUUGUGCCUUCA